ACCGGCGAAGUGAAAAGUUUGCGAAGCAAGUGAAGUAAGUGUGAAAAUGAAGUACAUCAGCAAGCGCCAAAGAAAGCGACAGAAGGGUGUCCAGUUUUCAAACGGGCCUUCGACUGCGAGUAGCAGCGAUGAGAAUAGCUCGGAAUCGGUGAAACCGAACAAGGCUCCGAAGAAGGGCAAAUCAAAAAAUAGCUUGAAGAAUUCAGCCGUUGCUGGUACCAAAAAUCAAGAAAAUUCACCGGCCACCGGUAAUCGUAAUCGCCGUCCCCAGAACCUGCCGGGCCCGAAAAAGUCCAACUCGCAGAGCAGCAUCAACAGUCUGUCGAGCGGAUCAACGAUGACUAGAUAUUCCAACAGCAGCGGAAGAAGCAACUCAAGCGGUGAGCUGAAGGUGGGCUGUCCGCGUGCCUCGAUAUACCAUUUCCAGAAUGCCCAUAGCAUCACACUGGCCAACUUCCUUCUUCCGAAGGUAGUAAAGCACGCUCCGCCCAGGAAAGGCCAUUCACGUACUGCCCGCUGCUCCUCCUCGGCAUGCCGCAUAGUCAGUCCCCCGAUCUCGCCACCCACCCACAUUGACCUUGGCGAGGAUCCGGAUAUGCCGGACACACCGUGGAUCUCCAAUCAAAAACCAGUUUCGCGCACUUCCGUUCUGUGCGGCCAAAUGGAUCUGGGUCCCCUGAUGCAAGCCGAUGGGCAGGAGGAUCUACUGGAUGACGAUGGCUUUCCGCCGCCGUCUUUUUGGUGCAACCCCUACGGGCUGUCCUAUAUCGAUACAGCCGAUUCAGCAGAGUCUCAUGAAGAUAUUUUCGUCAAGCACGAGAUGAAACCCAUCGGUUACGAAAUGCUAAUGCGGGCCAAGCAGAGGGCCCAUCUGGAGAAGAUGUACGACGAGGAGGUGGCCAAGCUUGUCGCGCUGGUGGAGGCUACCAAGUUGCUAUGGGAGAGCAACCAGAGCGGCAUUUCGCUGGGUAAAACCAUUUGGAGUGUGGAUCGUUUCGAGCUCAUACAAUCGCCAUUCAACCGUCGGAAUGUGAUUCCGCCAAAGCAGCAGGAUCCCAUUGGAACCCAUUCGUAUGCCAAUGGAAAUCCCAUCAUGGUCCCGUCGACUGUUGUCUACGUUCCGGGACUUUGGAUUCAGGGUCAGCCAAUGCAGGUUGGCUACUGGCAUCCCUACUGGCCGCCCUACUGGCCAACCUACUGGCCACAGCCGGCAUCGGGCCCAAUCAACAAUGAGAACUGGUGGGACAAUGCCAAUUAUAUUGACGCCAUAGCCAAGAUGGAGAUGUUCCUGGCUAAUCUCUCGCCAACGGAGAUCUACGCAGCCCAAAUGUACGCCCUCCAUGGAGAGGCGUUCUUCGACACGCCAAUGGGCAGAUGCUACAAGGCAAGCCUGCCGACUCCUCCGGCAUUUGGCCAUUAUUACCAGGUCCCGCAGCCGUUCAUCUAUCCAUCGGCUAUCCCUCAGCCGUACUUCUAUCCAUCGGCUAUCCCUCAGCCGUUCUUCUACCCAUACGUUUAUCAAUCGGCUUACCAUCAGCCAUCCGCUUAUACAUCGGCUGCCCACCAGCUGGCCGGGAGAGCUACUAACGCCCAUCCCAAGCAGGUGCGUCAGCCAAUGCCAAAAUCUCGGCCAGGAGAAGAAGGAUCUCGUCCAGGAGGAUCUCGUCCAGGAGGAUCGGGUCAGGCAGAAGCAGAGGGCGCACGUAAGGCAAGUCCUGGUGCUAUGGGUGCAAAUGGAAACAAGCCGUCGAAUUGUGAAAAUGCGUGCUUCAUCUUCAGCGGCUCAGGUGAAAAAGGAUGUUAGUGGAUCGAUGGUGAAAAAGGAUGUUAGUGGAUCAAGUGGGCCAAAUAUUGUCCCCUCCACAACCGACGAUCUCACCUUUAAUAUUUCAAACUUCCCACCGCUUCAAGCGACUUCGAAGAAGAGCCGCAAAAUUUAAA
Messenger RNA from Drosophila subpulchrella, 1941 nucleotides. RefSeq lists its product as uncharacterized. Lineage: Eukaryota; Metazoa; Arthropoda; Insecta; Diptera; Drosophilidae. Bases 47 to 1804 code for a protein of 585 amino acids. The transcript has 5 exons. The record is from RefSeq and is a predicted model, not a curated record.